Messenger RNA from Chionomys nivalis (European snow vole), 330 nucleotides. RefSeq names its product CMRF35-like molecule 1. The record is from RefSeq and is a predicted model, not a curated record. The transcript is spliced from 3 exons. Bases 1 to 330 code for a protein of 109 amino acids. NCBI's taxonomy places the organism in Eukaryota, Metazoa, Chordata, Mammalia, Rodentia, Cricetidae.
AUGGCCUGGGAGAACACAUACCUGCUAUUCCCAAUCCUACUGGUGCUCCUGGCCUCAGAUACUCAGCAGCCAAAAUUCUCCAUCCGGGACCAUCCUGACUCUCACUCCUUCACUGUCACCAUGACUGCACUCACCAUGGGAGACUCGGGCCUCUAUUUCUGUGGGAUCCUUAAAAAUGACAGAACAGUGGCUGUUCUCAGAAGGGUCUCCAAAUCCAACAUGGUUGUUCUCAUAGUCUGUGGACUCCUCAGUAAGACCCUUAUCUUCACUGUCUUGUUUACUGUCUCAUGGAGGUCAUUUGGAGGACAGACAAUGACGACACAACAGUGA